Molecule: messenger RNA, 1788 nt
Organism: Podospora pseudopauciseta
Lineage: Eukaryota; Fungi; Ascomycota; Sordariomycetes; Sordariales; Podosporaceae
Gene: PRP46
Product: pre-mRNA-splicing factor prp46
Exons: 2
Coding region: 156-1649 (497 amino acids)
Biological process (GO): mRNA splicing, via spliceosome
Cellular component (GO): Prp19 complex; precatalytic spliceosome; catalytic step 2 spliceosome
Molecular function (GO): protein binding
Source: RefSeq, a predicted model, not a curated record
GCGGAGCCAUCGCUAUCGUUCAUCAUUAUCAUCAUCGACGCGACUGAGAACUGCUUGGCUGCGACAAAUCCACCACCAGACACCGGAACUGACGGCCCAAAAUUCCAUCCACGACUAUAUCGAGUCACACGCUUACACAGCUUUAAUUCUUCACCAUGGCAGCUGAGGUUGCCAACGGCGCUGGCCUCGAGACGGAAGUAUCCCAUCUCGAGUCUUUAAUCCUGGCCAACGCCCGCAGAUCGAAAUCCAUCUACGCCAACACAUCCACAGAUUCGGGAAGGAAACGACUAAAGCUCGAUCCCGGACUGGCAUCAGAAGAUCCCGACAUCUCGAAAACAUCCCUCUCCCUCCGCCUUCAUGCCGAAUAUGAAGACGUUCAGACCCUACCCGAAGUCAUCGCGAAGAAGCUCCCGGCUGCCGGUCUUCGCAAGAAGAAGCCAAAAGCAGCCGAAGAAGCACCAUCAAAGUCAGAGGAGCACGCGCGCAAAUUGAUAGAAGGGAUACCGGCAAACAAGACCGGGCCUGGCUCCAACGCUCUUGUCCUCUCCAGAAGACCAGGCGGCGCUGGCGCUGCUGGUGCUGGCGCGAAACCGAGCGCAAACCGCAACGACCCCCAAAAUAUGAGCCUCACCCGCCGGCAAGACAACCUCCUCGCACAGCCCCGGCCAGACUGGCACCCACCUUGGAAACUCCAGCGCGUCAUCAGCGGCCAUCUCGGCUGGGUGCGAGCUCUCGCCGUCGAGCCAAACAACAAGUGGUUCGCCUCGGGCGCCGGCGACCGCACCAUCAAAAUCUGGGACCUGGCCUCCGGCCAACUCAAGCUCACCCUCACCGGUCACAUCUCGACGGUCCGCGGCCUGGCGGUAUCACCCCGACACCCCUACAUGUUCUCCUGCGGUGAAGACAAGAUGGUCAAGUGCUGGGAUCUGGAAACAAACAAGGUCAUCCGUCACUACCACGGCCAUUUGUCAGGUGUAUACACCCUCAAGCUCCACCCAACCCUCGACGUCCUCGUCACCGGUGGCCGCGACGGCGUAGCUCGUGUAUGGGACAUGCGCACCCGAAGCAAUGUCCAUGUCCUGUCGGGCCACACCGGCACCGUCGCCGACCUUGUCUGUCAAGAAGCUGACCCCCAAGUCAUAACCGGCAGCUUGGACUCCACCGUCCGAAUGUGGGAUCUCGCCGCGGGCAAGACGAUGGGCGUGCUGACCCACCACAAAAAGGGCGUCCGCGCCUUGACCACCCACCCAACCGAGUUCACCUUCGCAACAGGCAGCACAGGGAGCAUCAAGCAGUGGAAGUGCCCCGAGGGAGCCUUCAUGCAGAACUUUGACGGCCACAACGCCAUUAUCAACACCCUGUCGGUCAACGACCAGAACGUGUUGUUUUCGGGUGGAGACAACGGGUCGAUGAGCUUUUGGGACUGGAAGAGCGGGCAUAGGUUCCAGGCGUUGGACACGACGGCUCAGCCGGGCAGUUUGGAUGCUGAGUCGGGGGUGAUGAGCUCCAUUUUUGACCAUUCGGGGUCGAGGUUGAUCUGUGGUGAGGCUGAUAAGACUAUCAAAAUCUGGAAAGAGGAUCCCGAUGCCACGCCAGAGACACACCCGUUGGAGUGGAAGCCGACCUUGGCUGCUAGUAGGAAGUUUUAAGUUGAGGGAUGAGGUUACGGGGUUAUCGUACUUGUAAUGAACAUGUGUGAACUGCAUAGCGGCGUGGAACAAAAGAGUAUAGGGGCUCGAAAAUUGAAGAAUCAGCGAGGUACAUAUUCAACCGCGCACACUACCAGAU